GGCUCCUGCCUCAAAUCUUGGAGAAGCUCCUGCCAGUCGAGGUAAACAACACUGAGCUAGAGGGACCAAGGGUCUGACUCAGUAUGAAGCAGCUUUCUAUGUUGCUUGUCCUGCUUCCCACAGUGGCCAACUAGAGGCCUCCAGGAAGCCCACGAGCAGGACAUGCAAACCAUCUCUUUCUGUUGGUUAUCACCCAACUGGUUUUCAGAUACUUGCUGCCUCUCACAUAGCACAUAGCCAUAGUGAUUCAUGGCCCCUUAAUUCAUUGAAUCCCUUUAAGCUUGAGGUCAUCACCACCACUUGUGCCAGUGAAACCUAGAAGUCAGUUGCCCAUGGCACAAAUGAAUACUUGGGUCUGUCUCAAAUCUACUGCCAGGCAACUAAAAAUUGGCUGAAUGCCUAUUUUACAAAUAGAGAUCGCAAGGAGCUUGUUGCUCUGUCGGAGCUGAUGCUUAAGUUCUGCUCCUGGAAUAGCUGUGGAAGCCAAGUCUCAGCGUUGUGCUGCCGCCUCGUUCAAUGGAUUGAAUCGCGACGGAUCAAGGGGUUGCUGCCCACAGAAAACACCAAUACGAAAGGAGACGUUUUGGUGGUGGCUCCCAACGCUUUGGAAUCCUUUUGCUGGGAAACGCUAGGCUGGGAAAGCAGGGUAAACAAUAUCCUACAUAAAGUCUCAACAUGAAGAAGUUUGUACUUGGCGGGGGAGUACAAACUGAAGCUGAAUUCCCACUUGCAGGGUGGCCAUUUUGGAAGAGCUCAAGAAAUUGCUAACACUAGGCGUCUUGGACAUCUGCAUUGGGUUUAACUACUAAAACAAAGGGCACAACUUAAUUAGUGGCAGAGUCGAUAUUUGCCACCUGCUAAGUACCACAGCGUGAGGUACAUAGCCAGUAUCUCUGACUUCUGACACUGCCAUCCUACACAGGUCCCUUCUUUACAGUAAUCCAUGGCAGAAACUUGCAUGAAAUCAGCGGAAUAAUUGGGAGCAAACGAUCUUCCUCCAACUUCCCCAACUGUAUAGUGAGAACAUUGCCAGGCUUGCUGUGAACGUUAAUUACAAACGUCGUAAAGCACUUGGGCCACUCAGAAGGCGAAUUUCUAAUUCCGAAGUGUAACACAUAAAAUAACCGUGCCCUUUCAUUGCUAGACAAAGGCUUCAGAAUCCAGCAGAGCUGUCCUUUUGCUGGUCGUCGUCAUGAGAACCAGAACAGUCUUCAAGGCAGUGCCAGAAGCUAAUCCAUCCGCUAACUCGGAAAUCUAGCUGAGCUUCUGCUUUAAGGAAUAAGAGCCACAAGAGCACCCAAAGCUCCUCUAGCUGAAUAUGUCAUGAACACAGAGUCGCUUUGAAAAGCAUUCAGCUUGCUAGAUGCGAUUCAGUGGGUGUCACAGCCCAUGCAGUGCCUGUGAACAGCUAUUCUGGCUCCCAGUGACUGAUCCAUUGAGGAAAGAGGGGGAAACAGACCUCAUCAGGAAAAGAAAUACUAAGUGGAUGGAGGAAAAAGUCAUCUGCUGGUUUUGUCACCGCAGUUGGGAAGGCUGUGUCUUUGUCUUUUCUUGAAGAUGAAGAAGGCUGACGAAGAAACGUGCCGAGAGUAAAGAGCCCGAGAAGAACUAGCGGUGGUGCCAACACAUGUGCAGAGUGCCUUUCUUUUGGCCACCACUAACUUUAGAGUCUGUUUCUUGCAUUACUGUUAACUGCAGGGAGCCCUUUCUCCAGACACCCAGGAUUAAAGAGCAGGGCUUCCAAGGCAGAUUGAAACUUCCGUGGUGGUGGUGGUGGUGGUGGUGUGUGUGGUGCUUGAUCCCCACCUUAAUUUCAGUGGUGCCACAGAUCUCUCGAGCUGAAAUACCAUAAGAUCAGGGUUUCCUUUGCCCCACACACCAUGUAAAAGGCACUUUCUGCCCACUUCUUUGCCAGCUUUCUCUUGCUUGUAUGCACCCACAUGCCAAGACCCAGAAUUCUCUUAGUCUCCGUUUCCCUCCAUCUCAAGGCUGCCCUCCUCCACACUAGCUCUAGGAAUACCUAUACCUCUCAAGCAGAAAUGUGACAUUCCUACAGCAAAACCCUGGCAGAUAAAUGCAGGCCUAGGAGGAUCUUGGCCACCAUAUUGGUCUCCCCAGAAUAAGCGAGAACUCUGGUCUGAAACCAGCAGGUAGGGAUGUGUUUGUGUGUGUGUGUGUGUGUUUAACCAUCUAAUAAUAAUUGCAAUCCAAGAGACACUGGGAGUUUAUGAUAAGCCUUCAUUUUAUUCCUUUCAGAGGUUUCCAGAUAGGGACAAAAAGAUCAAUGUGAUUUCUUUAAACACUUCACAAAGCACACGUUCUGAUUUAAACCCUGGGGAAACUUUGAUGAGUAAUAACCUAAACCCAAUACUCAGCAUUUGCAUAACACUUGGGGGCACUCACGGUGAAGCACCCAUGUUAUGUUACAGUCCUAGCAAAAACCCCUUUAGGAUAGGUUGCUGCUGUUGUUGUUUACACAGUCAGACAGGUGUUAUUGACUGGUUUGUUUUAUCCAGACAUCAAGUCCUUCCCAAGGACCUGGGAUGGCUGAAUUUUAUUAUCAAUGUUGUUGCUGCUAUUAUUAUUAUUACCACUACUGUUAUUAUUUCCCCUUGCAGAUAAAGGGGAUGGCAGAGGCAAGAUCCAAACCCAGGAUUUCUUGGUUCACAGCUCAGUCUCUUAGCCGCUGUGUUACACCAGUUCUGUUAUGGCAGUAAUCGGCGCGUCUUAAAUUAUUCUGUGGGUAGGCUCCUACACCUGCCCCCUUUCUUCCAGAGUUUCUGCCUCUUCUCAGCUUCAAACUGCCAACCACUUCCUCCGGAACCUUCCUCCGGAACCUUGGGUCUCACAAUGCCAUGAGCCUUCUGCGCGACGGACGUCAAGAGAAAAGACGGUUCAGUGGAUUUCUCGCUUACGGGCACAGAAAACAGUUUGUGUCUGCUUUGCCUAUUCAUCCCCAAACACCAGGCUCAGCCUCCUGAUUUCUAUCCAAGAAAGCAUGGAAAUACUGAGAAAGAUAGCCAGUGUUGGGCCCAACAGGGAGGCCCUGACUAUUAAGUUAGUUGUCAUUUCGACGAUUUCCUCCAUAGGAUACCUCCAAUAUGGUUACAGCUUCUGGGUAUCAACAAUCAUAUUUGAACGUAUGAAACUCCUUCACAACAUUCACAGCAACACAACAGAGCAGCGUUCGGAGAUGUCACUUUACAUGGUCAUGAGUAAACUGGCCGUUUUUGUCUUUGCAAUUGGAGGCAUACUUGGUUGCUUUUGCACUGGUCCCCUACUGGAUGGAUACGGCAGGAAAACUACAUUGAUAAUCAAUAGCCUUCUGUCCAUCAUUUCUGCUUUCAUCAUGGGUUACUCCAAUGUGGUAGAUCGCUACGCAUACACACUCUUUUCAUGCUUUUUAUCUGGAGUUUGUUCAGGGAUAGGCUCCUGCGCUAUUCCAAUCUAUAUUGGAGAGCUGUCCCCGUCCAGUGUGAGGGGAGCCAUAAUCUGUUUUGUGACACUCGCCUUUGCUGUUGGGACCUCGAUGGCACAGUUCCUCACUCAAAUCAAAAGCAUCGCAUCCCAUGAAGGCUUGGCAUUUUUGAUGAUCAUCUCUGGAAGCCUGUCUGCGGUGGGAUUCGUCACAAUGCCCUUCUUCCCUGAAAGUCCUAGGUUCCUACUGAUUCAGAAAGGGAACGAAGAGAAAGCAACGGAAGCCUUGAAAAAGCUGAGGGGCACAGCUGACGUGGAAGAGGAGAUCGAAGACAUGAAUCAGGAGGAUAUAAUUGAGAAGGCAGAAAAGGGCAUGGGUCUGUGUAAACUUAUGUGCUUCCAAGGACUACGGUGGCACAUCAUCUCUCUCGUUGUCUUAAUAGUGGGGCAGCAGUUCUCGGGCAUCAGCGUGGUAUACUCUUACUCUGAUGACAUAUUCAUGAAAGUAGGGGUGACAGAGGAGAUGCUCCCAUACAUUGUUUUGACAACCAGCCUAUUUGCCUUCUUAAUAGUCAUAGUGUUGACUUAUAUCAUUGAUUCAGUGGGGCGGAGAAAAGUCCUCCUCCUUGGCUUAGGCAUAAACAGCUUCUUCUGCGUUCUGUUAACCAUGAGCCUCGAACUUCAGAGCAGUGCCCCAUGGAUGUCAUACAUCAGCACAUGCAGUGUCUUCAUCUUCCUCAUUGGACAAAACAUUGGACCGGGUCCUGUUCCCAAUGUGCUGAUGGUGGAAAUAUUCCUUCAGUCAUCCCGGACGUCGGCUUGUGUAUUUGGGAAAGGUUUUCAGUGGCUUCUCAGCUUGAUUAAAACCAUCGUGUUCUAUUUCAUACAGAGCUUUUUUGGGACCUACAUCUUCCUCGUCUUCUGGCCUAUCUGCACAGCCACCCUUAUUUACGUCUUCAAGAUGAUCCCAGAAACGAAGCAAAUGUCCUUUGUAGCGAUCAGGAGGGAAAUGGCAAUCCAAAUUGGUAAGACGAUCAAGGGGCGCUCAGGUCAACAGUUCAGACGCCGUUCAACACAGUCUUCGUUAAGAGGAAGAGCAAAAGGAAGGAGGAAAACGAUGAAACGUUAACGUUGUGCUUCAACUGUCCUGGCUCUGUUGACAGAUGCGCAAUAGUAGUUUCCUUUCUGGUCCUAAGGAAUGGCCUGGCUGUCCCACACUUUGUCUACUCUUAUGACAUAAACAUUAUCUUAAGUUAUAAAAUAUACAUACAAUUAGAGUUGAAUUGAUGAGUUUCUCUCCUCUCUCUAGCCCCCAGUCCCUCCCGCACUCAGUUUCCUGCCUGGCUCUCUGGAUUCUGCAUGAGAUUAGAGGGUAGGGAGGUUACUGGAAGGUGGUUCUCUGUCUUCCUCUCACCCGACAACAUUUUGUGAGGAUCUGAACAAGUUCUGUUGUAUCUCCCUUAACAAUAUUGCCCGUCUGCCUAAAUUAGAUGAGAGGGCAAACUUGAUCUUCCUCUCCAAUAUCUGAAGCAGGGAGGAAAGGUGUCCUUUUAAGUUCCUUUAACCCCCUGAUAGCAGAAAUUGAGAGGUGGAUUGCAUGGGCAGCCAGGUGGGGAGAAAAGAUGGCAUGUCACCAUAAUACUCUUUCCAAAAUGCCCUUUUUAGAGUGAUGGUCUUGUGAUGGGUUUUCCAUCCAAAAGAGCAGUUCCAGAACAUAGGUGAGCUCCGAAAGCUAUUUGUGCUCUUGUGCAAGCACAAAUAGUGUGCCCAGGUUUCAGAGAGUGAGCACACAGCAGCAUGGGGAUGUCUGGAGAGCCUGCAUUCGGCUCCUGGAUGUUAGCCACCAUUUCUUAAAAAAAACAAACUAGUGUCGUUCACACAACCAUUCAAAUCUAGGUUUAAUAUUGGUUACCGGCUUUAGCAAGACUGUGUGAACCCACGCCAAGGUGGGAAUCUCAGAUUCAUCUCGGACCAUAAACCACCUUCAGACUAUUAACAUACAUUGAAUAGAUUGGUCACCCUUUCAGAGGAAAUGUAUGUUUAUUCAAUCCAGAGCAUGAAGUUAGCAUAUUUAUUUAUUAUACUUUUAUGCCACCUGAUAUGUAUAUAUCAUAUGAUACAGCCACCCUCCAGAAGCUACAAACCUCUUAACUCUGGCCAAGAACAAUAAAACAUUGAUUUCUGUAA
Messenger RNA from Hemicordylus capensis (graceful crag lizard), 5604 nucleotides. Its product is annotated as solute carrier family 2, facilitated glucose transporter member 5-like. Gene Ontology annotation, biological process: monosaccharide transmembrane transport. Gene Ontology annotation, molecular function: hexose transmembrane transporter activity. The coding region runs from base 2999 to 4546 and encodes 515 amino acids. The record is from RefSeq and is a predicted model, not a curated record. Gene Ontology annotation, cellular component: membrane. Lineage: Eukaryota; Metazoa; Chordata; Lepidosauria; Squamata; Cordylidae. The transcript is spliced from 13 exons.